Nicotiana attenuata is the source of this 4688-nucleotide messenger RNA. Its product is annotated as increased DNA methylation 1-like. The transcript has 10 exons. Bases 622 to 4638 code for a protein of 1338 amino acids. NCBI's taxonomy places the organism in Eukaryota, Viridiplantae, Streptophyta, Magnoliopsida, Solanales, Solanaceae. The record is from RefSeq and is a predicted model, not a curated record. Gene Ontology annotation, molecular function: acyltransferase activity, transferring groups other than amino-acyl groups.
UAUAAUGUCACUCACGCACAUGGCGGAAGGAGUAGAGAGAGAAAGAGAGAAGAAAGUGGAUGCAGCUGUUAAUGGUGUCUAUCUUUUGUACUUUGGAGCGCGAUUCGGUCUUCCCAAAGCAAAAGCCAAAUCCUUUCACACCUUCGUUCCUCUACUCGUGACUUGUAUGACAAUAUGAAGCUAAACGGCGUUCUACUGUUACCUUUAACGACCUUAUCUUCAGAUCCUCUUUGUCCUUAACCGCAACGGACCGUCCAAAAACCCUAAUAUGCUUCGCCGAAAUUCUGUUACAAGGUGAGGCUUGCACGUCCACUGUGGUCUAUAAUAAUUCUGAAGAAUCAAACUGUGAGGGGCUUAUUAGAAACUUGGCAAUCCCAAAGAGUACCUAGAAGGCUUAAACAGAUGUGGAGAACCAGUGCAUUCCAUGGACCUUAUGUCUGGAAAGAAACAAGAAGCAUACAAGUGGAUAUUGUACGUCCAGACUAUAGAUCAUUGUGACGAUGAUAUUUAUUUUUGUAGUGAGGGUCGGUGCUGGUCUUUCAUUCCUUUUUUGAUGGUUAGCAUUUGACGAAGGAUAGGCCAAAGAACUUUAGGAUUGUGAAGAAGUAUAACUCAGCAAAGAUGCUGUUCAACAAAGACAUUGAAGGUCUGCUUGAUGAUGGAUUUGAUGGGUCAGUUUAUGAGACUCAGCUAUUUGCAGACGUGUUCUUCGGAAAUGAGAGCAGUACCAAUAGGUGUCCUGUGGCCGGAGUUAUCAAUUUUGAGGGCGACAUUACUAGCCAGACAGAUGAACCUGGACAUUUGUGUGUUGAGAAUUCCGCAUUGACACUACUUCAUGAUUCUCAUGACGUAAAGGAAGAUUCUAGAGAAGACCCAUGUGAAAAAGAGCUAACCAAUAGUCAUGUGGAAAAGGAAUCUGACCCAUUAACUUCUUUGGAUAGAAUACCUGCAGAUAUAACACAGCAACCCUCUUUCUGCCCUUCUCAGAGUGUGUUAUGUCAUAUAGUUGAAUCUUCGAACCAAGGUGUUAAAUCAAGUUCGUAUUUGCAGAAGUGGCACGCUGUGCUGGACCAAAGUCACAUGCUUGGUGAGGUGGAUUCAUCAAAAUUAAGAUCGUCUAAAAUAGAAGGAAAUGGAUGGAAGGAUGUAGCUGGUAAAGCAAUUGCAUCACCUGCUUCUCAGGAGAGCUAUGCAACUAAGUUGUUGGUUGGCAGUGUCGCAAAGCCGUCAGGGAUUCGUCGACCACCCAAGCCAAAGUGGAGGGACCAUUGCUUUGUAGAACUGGAUGAAGCUGAAUUGUCAACGAUUAAGGGUUCUCCAAAUGACCCUCGCCCUCUUCUCCGGUACCACAUCCAUCGUUUGCUCAGAGCAGCAGGAUGGGUAGUUGGAAGGCGUAAAAGAAACAAUAAAUUUCAUGGAAUUGGUGAGUAUGUUUACAAGUCACCUGAAGGAAGACCAAUCCGUGAAUUCUGGAGGGCCUGGACCUUGUGUGGGCAGAGUGUGUUUACUUAUGCAGAUUGUAUUUUGCCAGAAGUGGAUUGUAGGUUGUGGUCUGAUAUGCAUCAAUUUUUGGGUGACCUAUCUGCUACAGUGAUGGAGAUUGAAGAAAAACUGGAUACCUUGGAAACAGCUUCUGCAUUGGCUCGGCUUUGGUGUCUCCUUGAUCCCUUUGCAAUUGUGGUGUUCAUUGACAAAACAUUACGCUUUCUCAAAGAAGGAAAAACGGUUAAAGCCAAAAUGACUUUGGUCACCACUCCUAUUAAAAAUGACACAUUAAAGACUGUGGGCACUGCAGGAAACCUGUUUGCUGAGAGGUUGUUGCAGAACCAGCCUUGCAGCUCUUCUUUAGUCUCAGAUAGUGCUUUGACAAGUCUUGAGGGAGAUAAAUGGAUCCACAAGGAGUAUGGUGAUGAAAGUUCCCUCAACUUAACAGACUCACAGAUGGGAGAAGGCAAAUAUCUGAAUGGCGUAUCUUAUUAUUAUCCUAAUGAAAGAUCCAUGUGCUUAAGUGAUACUGUCAGUGGCGAUGCUAAUAAAUACAGGAAACUCUUGGAAAAUGGUAAAGAUGUCCUGGAUUUAGCUCCUUUACCAGCUUGUGGGUCUGAAAGCACCAGUGAGCAUGCUGGAUCUUGUUUGUUUGAGGUUCCUAUUAGUUCAGGAAAUGCACUAAGCUCGCUGGGGGGAGCUAAUAAUGUUCUUACUCAGCAAGAUAGCAACAGUAUACCUCUUGCGGCAAGUUCAGUCUUGAAAAGGAAGGCCUCAAAGAAAUCAAAAAAGUUAUCAGAAAUGGAAUUUACUAAAGGCUGCCAAGAUGAGAAGUUUGGUACAUCUUAUAACAAGAGUGGAUUGCAUGAAGUCAGUGGAUCUGGCUUACAAAUACAUUCAAGACCUAAGGGAUAUUUAGUAGACUACCUGGGGAGAGCUAGAGGUCAUCAAGGGCAGUCCUUCCAUAGUUCAGAGUCUCAGGACAAUACUGAACAGAGCAAUUUCAAGAAGUUUAGGCAGACAUUGGCUAGUUCUAAGCAAUUGAAUCAGUUUAAUGUGCACAUGAAGUUCAACUCUGGGAAUAUUGACAAUGAUAACUCUCUGCGAGGAAGUAUUGAAUUUAAAGCAAUUACAAAUAAGCGCAAAAUUGGGUCAAAGAAACUUAAGACAUGUCGUCUUAGUGAUGACGAUCUCUUAAUCUCAGCUGUAAUUAGAAACAAGACAUGCAGAUCUGGCAACAAAAGGGGUAAAACUAAACCGCUGAGGAAAAGGAAGAGCCAGAAAAGCGGUUGCAAGUUGCUAUUACGUAGCCUCAACAAGGGUGGAAAGCACUUCAUCGAAGCAAAAUGGCCUACCUUUGCCUCAAGAACAGUGUUAUCCUGGUUAAUUCAUUCUGGUGUUGUUUCGCCAAACGAAGUGAUCCAGUACCGGAACUUGAAGGACGAUUCUGUGGUAAAAACCGGCGUAAUAACUAGGGAUGGUAUAUUCUGCAAUUGCUGUGACAGGGUGCUAUCCAUCUCUGAGUUCAAAAGUCAUGCUGGUUUUAAGCUCAAUCGUCCCUGUUUGAAUCUUUUCAUGGAGUCUGGUAAGCCAUUUACCUUAUGUCAGCUUGAGGCUUGGUCAGAUGAAUACAAGGCACGAAGAGCUCUUCCUCAAACUGGCCAAGCUGAGGAAAGGGACCAAAAUGAUGACAGUUGCGGGCGAUGUGGUGAUGGUGGCGAGUUGAUAUGUUGUGAUAAUUGUCCAGCUACCUUUCAUCUAGCUUGUUUGUUCACACCGGAACUUCCUGAAGGGAGUUGGUAUUGUCCACAGUGCACUUGCAGGAAAUGUGGGGACGUGGUUAAAUUUAGUGAAGCAUUGAGGUCCUCCAGUGCAUUAAAAUGUUCACAGUGUGAGCAUAAAUACCAUGAAGCAUGCAGUAAGCUAAGGGUUACAAAAGGCGGAGAAGCCUCUGAUACGUGGUUCUGCAGCGAAAGCUGUCAGGAGGUAUAUGAAGGUCUUCGCUCUCGAAUUGGGCUCAUUAAUCUUCUGACUGAUGGCUUGUCAUGGACUCUUCUGAGGUGCAUUCAUGGUGACCACAUAGUUCAUUCUGCUCAGCGGUUUAUUGCUUUGAAGGCAGAAUGCAACUCAAAGUUAGCAGUUGCCCUUACGAUUAUGGAGGAGUGCUUUCUUCCCAUGGUGGACCCGAGAACAGGCAUAGAUAUGAUACCCCAUGUAAUAUACAGCUGGGGAUCACAACUUGCACGAUUAAAUUAUCAUGGAUUCUACACAGUGAUCCUGGAGAAAGAUGACAUAUCAGUAGCUGUAGCAUCAAUUAGGAUCCAUGGAGUAACAGUUGCUGAGAUGCCCCUUAUUGCAACAUGCAGUAAAUACCGUCGCCAGGGAAUGUGCAGGCGCCUACUGAAUUCUAUACAGGAGAUGCUAAAGUGUUUCAAGGUUGAGAAACUUGUAAUAUCAGCUAUUCCAAGUUUAGUGGAAACAUGGACUGCUGGCUUUGGCUUUGAACUCUUGGAAGAUAGCGAGAAACAAAGUCUAAGUCAUAUCAACCUCAUGGUGUUCCCAGGAACUGUAUGGUUGAAGAAGUCUUUGUUUCAAGCUGCUGAGGCAGAUCAACUGAGUGCAGUUCAUCCGGGAGAAACAGCAUCCUGCCACGAAAAUGGCCUCACCAUUAUUGAGCCGAUUCAACAUCAUUUGCCAUCUCAAGAUGCCAAUGCAGGAGCUGAUGUCAGACACCUACCUCAGUCUGAGAGUUUGCAAUUCAAUGAAGAUCAAGGUGGUAAUAAUCUUGAUGGUCAAUUUUCCAUGACUUCCCAUGAGGAAUCAGCUGUAUGGUUUAUGGAAAACAAGAUUCUCGAUAUAGAAACUCAUGAGCCUGGGCAAGGUUGUGAAGGAAAUAUCUCUCAUAAAUAUUUAGAGCCUGAAACUGAAAUCAGGAAGUCGGACUCUAAUAAAUUACAACUAGAGGAAGUCCCAGAUGUUCAUGCUCUGCGUGGUGAAUGCUCAAAACUCUCUCAGGAAUUAUCGGUCGUGACGUUUAGCAGCCACCGGGAAGUAGGUUGUAGAGUAGAUACUUUGCAGAUACAUGAGGAAAGACAAUUUUGUUUAGAUGAAGUGUCACAGAGAAUUAAUGUAUUCCAAGGGAACGGGAAAUGACAUUGAUUAUUUUUUAGUUCUUGUGCAUAAUGCUAGUGGACUUUGUCAAA